Molecule: messenger RNA, 7425 nt
Organism: Vitrella brassicaformis
Lineage: Eukaryota; Vitrellaceae
Source: the annotation of a GenBank genome assembly
CAAAAAUCUGUCGUCCCCGUUUGCGCUCUCCUUGGACGGCCGCCACGUGUGAAUCUCACUCUCGCUGCCCCAGGUGUGUGAAUCUCACUCCUUCCUCGAGUGACCCUCACCCCUGCUCGGGCGCUCUCGCCCUGCUCGGGCUGUCAUCGGCAGUGUGCACCGGCAAAACCGCCACGUCUAUGACCUGAACUCACCCACGCUGCCCUGUCCUACCCACUCUGCCAUUCCGCCCCUGGCCCCUCACCCCUGAUCCCUGGCCCCUCACCCCUGACCCCUGACCAUGCACAAGACGACCCCUGAUCCCAUCAGUGCUGACCCUCCCACCGACUCUGCUUCGUCCUCUUCAAACCCGGCCGGCCGUGAUGCCACGCUCGUCUACGAGGCGCAGAUGAAGAAACUCGGCCUUGUCAGCACCACAGAGGCAACGGCCACUUGGACGGCCAAGGUGCAGCCCCUACUCGCAAGCCUUCCAGAGGCCAUGCAGAAGCCGGUCGCGGAUGUCCUCGUGUUCCAGCACAACUACACCAUCGAUGUGAUCACCGACCUGCUUGGUGUCACGUCAGCAAAGGGCGACGAGAAAGCCGCUGACAUCUGCAGCAGACUCGACACCAUGGACCUCAACGCGGCCAACUUCAAGACGGAGGUUGCCGAGGCCUUCACCCGCACCAGCACCGCCAUCGCAUGCCUCGACGACAAGAUCAACACGACGGAGCGCAAGAUCGGGGAGGGGAAGCUUCGCAUGCGCGGCGUCCGCCCCGACAGGCUGACCGACCCUGGCCAGCUGCACCGCUACGUCUACAGCGUCCUCGAGCGCGCCCAGCCGCCCAUCCCCCCUCUCUCCGUCAACUUCAUCUGCACGCCGGCAGGCAAGCGCGACGUCAUCCUGGCCUUUGGUGAUGGACAGCUGGCUGGGCACAUGCACAUGCGCAUGCGGCAGGGCCGCGGGCGCAUCUGGUGUGGUGGGGUCGAGUAUGGGCUCACAUCGGUGCAAGGGCCUGACGAGUCGCUCUCGUAUGCCCUCAUGCUCGCGGUUGACCGCGGUAUGGGCGACAAGAUCGAGGUCGGCCCUGUUAUCUGCCACCCCUCCCCCCACCCUGGCCCCCACACCGACGUCCGUCAUCGCACCCCCACCUAUAUCGACCGAGCCCCGGUGCCCGUGUACAUCAACGAGGCGCACGCCCUCAACUCGGCCGUUCCUGCCUGGGGUGCCCUGUCGACAUCCCCGACAUCCUCAGUCGCCGCACCCCUCCCCCUUCCCCCUUCCCCCGCCCGCCCUCAUCCGUCGUCCGUUCCGUCUUCCUCUCCCCUGCCCCCCUCAAUGGUUGCCCCUGCAGUGCCGAUCGUCCCUCCAGUGACGAUGACUGCACCCACCCUCACAACGGCUCGGUCGCUGCCUGCAGCAUCGUCGUCUCCGGGGGGGUCGCCGCACUCCAAACGACACCAUGCUGCACCCGGUGGCGGUCCGCGUGCAGCAGCCUGUGCGCCGUCAGCACCAGCGGAGUCGCCCCGUGCAGUUCCCUCCACCCCUUCAUUCGCAUCCAUGCCCACCUCGGCGACGUCCCGCCCAGCCUCUCGUUCUGCGAAAGGGGGACCCUCUCGAGGCCCCUCACACAUCGCGUCGGUGUGCCUCAACCCGGUCAGCCGGAAAUUUCGUAGCCCUCAGGCCGGCCAAUGAUAGCUGGUGGGAAUGGAUGGAUGGCGGGAGGGAGGGACGAUGGGGAUGGGCAAUGGCCAUGGGGGCUCUUAUUGUGGGUGGUUGCCUUCUGAUGGGUGUAUUGUUUGUUGUAUGCGUGGCCAUAUGCAUUUUCCUUGGUCCAUUUUCCUACUCUCGUCGCUUCUGGCAUGUCUGGAUCACUCGUUGUGCUGCUGCGUGUGUUUGUCACUUACGUGUUCUCCUCUGCUUGGUGCCGUGGUGGGCUAUGCUACGCACACUCCUACUUUGGCUCGUGUUGUGUGGAUGGCUGGGAGGGGAGGGGGACGAGGUGCUCGCACUUGUUAUUGGCGGCCUUGCUGUUGUCACCGUGGCAAUGUGUGUCUUGGUGCAUGGCUGUAUCUCUCUUGUUUCUUUGCCUCCUUCUCGUUACCCUCUCUAUUUACUGCCCCCUCGUCCGUCUCGGUUCAUGUGGCGCCGCUGGAGGCCGCCAAGCUACUCUCGUGUUGACGUCCUUUACGACGGUACCUCCCUCGCUCUCGGGUGUGCUUGGGAGGCCACCCUCUCUAUUUUUUGUGUUCUGUCGGCGCCUUAGCUGCUCGUGCGUGGACACAGCUCAGAAUGCCUGCCCUUCGUCGGUGUUCUCUGUUCUCUCUUUUUUAUGCGUCUUUAUCCACCUGUGGGUGAUGUAUUCUAUGGUGUAUUCUAUGCGGGACGGGAUGGGCGGCAAGGAAGGGGAGUGGGCGUGACCGUGCGUACAGUUCAUGCUGAUGAUGCAUGUCGUGUCGCUGAUGCAAUGACUGCUUCGCUCUGUCUCCAUGGCGUGCGAGCACCGGGCUUUAUGUCUCGUUUCUCGUUCGCGAGAGGUGGCACCCAGCCUGUCAUGCUUCUGCCAUGCCUACUGGAGGGGCGAUCAGUUCAUCGUACGAGUACUUUGCAUGUUGCACUACGUGCAUUACGUGGGGGUGGGCUGCAUGGAGCGUGCGGGUGGUAUGCCGUGGUGCACGUGGGUGCGUUGGGUGUAUAUAUGCGUUGCCCUGCUGCAUUCCGUGAUGUGGGCGGGUGGUGUUUGGGGACUAAGGCCUACGCGCGGCCAUUAGGGGAGACGACGUCAGAGAGAGGCCAGUCAGCUCGUUCGUCUGCAUCCAUGACUCGGGACGCUCCAUCUGCUGGAGCGGCUCCUGCAAUUCAUGGCGACACUCGCAGGACAGGCUCUUCCGGUCUUUCUGAUCGGCCACAGCCGGCAGAGCCAGCUGUAUGUGUUGGUAUGCCAUGCUCUCCCCCUGCACAGCAGACAUAUCACUUCCUGUUCCUCAAUAUCCAGGGGCUGGCGGCUAAGGUUACUGGCUUUGCAUCGUUAUUUGAUGAGCUUCUAAAGGUUGAUGCGCAUGGCGCUCGCUAUGAUUUUCUGGCUUUUGCUGAGACUUUCCACGAUGAGUCGUGUGUUGAUUUGACUGGCUACUCGUGUUGGCAUGCCCCUCGUGCGCAAAUGUUCAAUCAUGCCACACAUACCGACGUUCUUUCUGGGGGUGUUGCUAUAUAUGCUAGCCGUCGCGUGAGCCCUUUCGUGAAGCAGAGGCAAUGUGGGAUUGGAAAUGUUGUUGUGGUUGAGUGUUCGCCUGCUCUACUCGGCUUGGACCGGUCUCUUUUCAUCAUGGCUUGCUAUGUACCGCCAUGGUGUGAGUCAGACAAGCCAGGCGGGGAGUGGUGGGAUGCUGUGGAUGUGCUGUGUGGUACACUGACUGAUGAGCGUCACUUGCUCCUGCUGGGGGACUUUAAUGCACAUACGUCCACACUUCCUGACACAUUGAGUGCUGCUGACUAUGAGGAAGUGGGAGUCGAUGUUGGCACACUUCAUCCUCUCCUCCUCACUCCCCCCUCCCGUUUGUCUGCGUGCGUGUCUCCAACUGACUUGACAUGUGCCGGUCGAAUGGGUUGUUGGCCGACACAUCGGGCGGUCCCCAUCUACUCUCACGUCUGCUGCGACAUUCGCUCAAGGCAGGGGUACUGUGAUUGAUUAUGCUAUCGCGUCUCCUCGUUUGUAUUCUCUCGCUACUUACUUUGAUCUUGCCCUGACUGACUUACACACACAGCAUUUGGCGCUCUCUCUCGGCUUCACCGUGAGUAGUGAGCCUCAUGCUGUGACUGAUUUGCGUGAUCGCAUUCGUGCUGCGCGUCAUAAUCCUAGCCGUGCACUCUAUCGGUGGACGGUUGGAGACUUGAAUGCAAUCAUGUCUGACUUACUCAACGACCCAUCGCAUCUGUAUCUGCGUGAUGAGUUGGCUGCAGCAAUGCGUGUACAUGACUCUGCCCGUUCUAGUGUGGCGGCUACGCGUGUACUCAACUCACUUACUUCUAUCUUCCACAAACAUUCAUCAUAUGUCGAUUGCCGCCGCAAGGCAGCAGACGCGAUUUUGCGUUGCUUAGAUGGGCAUGGUCCUCGCACUACGCUCUCUGCGCUUCCCCUCCCACUUGCUGUGCGCCGUUCUAUUGCCGAUGCACGUCAGGCGCAUGCUGCGUAUCGUGCUGCUCGUCUGACGGGCGAUGCGGCCGGUCAGGCAGCUGCCUAUGAUGCGUUUCGGCAAAAAGGCGCAUACCGUAAAUCUCUCUGUGAGGGCUGUAAGCGUGAUGCUAUACGGGCGAAGGUCCAUGAGAUUGCACUGUUGCGUCGUGUCAAGGUGAAGGAUUUUUGGCGUCAUUUUCAUUCGUCCAGUCAUUCGGUUCCUGCCCUCCCCUUACAUACACCUACUCUCUCCCAGCGCGCGCAGCACUAUGAGCAUGUUUUUGCUGGGCCUCAGGUUGCGUACUUUGACCCGGCUGCCCCUGUCUCUGCUGCUCAUCGUAAUGCACAUGCUAGGCAGCGUCACGUACCUGUUGAUUGGUCCGGCCUCUGCUUUCUCUGCUUCCGCUUUGGAGGCCAUUCUCGCUCAUUGCCCAUCGACUAGCUCUUCUGGCCUUGAUGGUAUCACUUAUCAGUUGUGAAACGUGUCGGGACGGCCGCUCUCACUGACCUCAGCCAGGUGUUCACUGCGUUUUUUCGCUCGCGUACGUGGGCGUACGCUCAUGAUUGUAUUCUUGUUCAUCCUCUGCAUAAGAAGGGCCCUACUGACUUGCCUGAUAAUUAUCGGGGCAUCCACUUGCUGCCUGUCUGGGAGAAAUUGUAUGGUCACCUCCUAAUGCCAUCCUCUCUCAGACAUCCACAUGCCCAGAACAGGCUGGUUUUCGUAGGGAUCAUGGUACCAUUGGCCAGUGCUUUGUGUUGGGUAGCUUGAUAGAACGUGCUCGUCGUGCCAGGCAGCCACUCUAUGUGUGCUUCGUUGAUUUUCGUAAGGCGUUUGACUCCGUCAAUCGUGAGCUCCUCUGGGAUGUCCUUCGUAGGAAGGGCAUUGCAGAGACUCUCGUACGGAAUCUCGAAGCUCUGUAUGCACGUGUGAAGGCGCGUGUUCAUGGUAGCUUUGAGGGGCUGUCUGCUGUGUUUAAGGAGCUGUUCGGUGUUAAGCAAGGCGAUCUCCUUGGCCCACUCUUGUCUUCUCUUUUUGUCGAUGACCUGCCUGAAUACAUUCGCGCUGGCCGUGAGGCCACCGCCCCACUCUUGCGGCUCAUCGACAUUGUUGUGUUCGCUUUGUUGUACGCCGAUGAUCUUGCUUUGCUUGCUGUAUGCGCUCCAGGCCUGCAAGAAAGCCUUGAGCCUACAUCAGUGAUGAGAAGAGCAGGGUGGUUAUUUUUAACCCUGAGUUUGCCCCUAUCCCACCCCCCACUUUUCACUUCGGCCCUGCAACCGAUGUCUUGACUCGUGAGCUCGCUUUUCGCCAUCUUGGUGUAUGGUUUCAUGAAUCGGUGGGGUGGGAGUAUCACUUGCAGGUGAUGAGUGGGAAAGCAAGUACUUCUCUGAAUAUCCUUUACCAUCGUCUUAAACGUUUGCCUGCACUGGACCCAGCAACUCUUUUCCUUCUUUUCGAUACACUUGUUGCGCCUGUGUAUUUGUAUGGCUGUGAGUUCUGGGCGAGCCUGCCGUGUCGUCAGCUCGAUAAGUUACAUCGCCGGUUUCUCUUGCGUGUCAUGCGUGUCUCAUCUCGCACUAGCACGAACGCAUUACUCACUGAGACCGGCCGCUUUCCCGUCCCGUAUGAAGCGCGCCGGCGGCUGCUUGAUUUUCUAUGUCGUAUAUGGAAUGGUCGCUGCGGCGAGCUCGCUAGAAAGGCUCUGUCAGAAGCCCAAUCUGCUUAUACAUCCGCACCUCAGUUCACACGUAUGCAGACAGACACCACUUACUUCUACAGACAGCACCAUAAUAUGUAUGCUCGCUUUGCUGCCGCCUUGGAUCAUGCAGGUCAGCGCGCUCUGAUCUCUAAUUUGGUCCCAUUAGUGACUCCAUGUUGCAUGACCUUCGUGUCGGCCAUGCUAAGGCUCACUUUGCUGAUCCACUCACGUCACGGUGGGACACCAACAUACGCACUCGUCAUCAUUCGCUGCAUGAUGCACCCCCUCUUCCUCCCCCCCUCUCGCUCUUUCCCUUGCCUCUGUGUCUUCUUCCAUGACAAUGCCCGUACGCGGAUUCUCUUGCAUGCACGUCAGCGUUCAUUCACUGCUUCUCCUUUCUUUGGCAAUGUCUUCCCUCAUAGCUUUCCCGUGACCCGUCGGCCUUUUGCGCCGCGCACACAGCGUUGCCUUCUGGACAGAAGCAAUCUACUCUCUCUACCUCCCUCAUUAUUGAGUCAGGCCAAGACUGGCUUCAUCGCCUCAUCCAGCCUCUGUCCACCUUUCCAUGCUACUUUUCACUACCUCGACCCAAGCGUCGUGUGCUGUUCGCUUUUCGGACCGGUACAUAUCCCUGUGCAGUUACUGAUGGGCGUAUCGGUGGCCCUCCACGACUGCUGCGCUCUUGCCCGUAUUGCACCGUUUUUCAUUUCUUGCCUCACAUGUGUGUGCCACCUGUUGAGGAUGAGCUGCACAUUCUUUUCUACUGUCCCCUCUACAGCUCUGCACGAGGGGAAGUAUUCCGUGUUGUUCGCAUGUAUGGCCUUGCGGCGUCUGAUGGCAAGGUUUACUUUCGAUGGGAUCUCAAUUAUUGUGAUCCUCUUGUGUUUGCCUUUUCUUUGCUCACCUCUCGCUCACUGCAUGUGCAUGAAGCGGUCGCCACGUUUCUGCUUUCUGCGAAAGCCUCGCGAAAGCGGUGGGUUGCGUUGCAUCCGGUGCUUCCUUCUCCGGACUCGUGAUUUUCUAUGGACUCACACAGACCCUUUCUUGCGUACCCCUUCGGGGGGCCGGGGGGCAAGGUCCCCGUGAGGUUAACGAACGAACGAACGUACAAAGAUGCCGCGAGCUAAAUAUAUACAUCAAUCUAGGUGUGGGGUGGAUCAGUCGUGUGUGAUGGGGCGGGCGUGCACCCCCGCCCCAUCACACACGCAGGAGGCUGGCCUGCUCUGUUGCCCUUCUGGCCUCUCUCUCUCCUGCUGUCUGGCUAUUCUAUGCAUCUGGGUUUACAGUGCAUCAGUCGUGUGUGAUGGGGCGGGCGUGCACUACUAGGCAGCUAUGUUACUUCAUCUUCAGCCAGUGUGUGAGCGCAGCACACACAGCAUCUCAUCGACACAGCAUCUUUACUUGCCUGCACGUUCUGCGCCUGAGGCUGGACUGCUUUGUUGCCCUUCUGGCCUCUCUUUCCUCUGCUGUCUGGCUGUUCUGUGCAUUUGGGUUUGGGUGGAUCGGUCGUGUGUGAUGGGGCGGGCGUGCACUACUAGGCAGCUAUGUCACUUCAUCUUCAGCCAGUGUGUGAG